AUGUCCAAGAGGAAUGAACCAGCUCAUCCUGAGCAAAAACACCCAAGCACCAAACGAGCCAAAGAGCUCGACGCGCACACCCCAUACGACGAACUCAGGUCUCUCCUUGCCGCCCAGGAGUCUCCCAGUGACACCAGGAGAGUUCUACACUGGUUCCGGAGUAAGGACCUGCGCAUCCACGAUAAUCGUGCGUUGAACGCGGCUUCUCAGUGGGCAAACGAGGCCCAUGCCCCGUUGCUAUGCGUGUACGUCAACUGUCCAGCGGAGUUUAGAUGGCAUGGCACUUCACCCGCCAGGACGGACUUCAUCUUCGAAAAUCUCGCGCUUAUGAAAGCUGAGCUCGAGGCGUUGAAUAUUCCAUUGGCGUUCCUGGAAGCGAGUGAACGUGACGAGCUCGUCCCAACCAUUGUCGACUUUAUUCGCGAAAAUGAUAUCUCGCAUGUGUACGCCAACUAUGAAUACGAAAUUGACGAGUUGCGCCGCGACGUUAAAGUCUUGAAGGAGGCCACUGGUGGAAGCUCCAAGUCUAGAGGAUUCCAUCUCUCUCUGCAUCAUGACCAGACAGUCGUGGAGCCAGGCAGCGUACUUACAGACAGCGGGAAGGCCAUGAAGGUAUUCACGCCUUAUCAUAGGGCAUGGCUCGCCGAAGUGAAGGCCAACCCAAGUGUGCUCGACACUGUCCCCGCGCCUUCAAAGAAUUCCACCGAAUCGAAGAAAGAGCUCAAGCGAUUUUUUGACAGCCCUGUCCCCAGCCCACCUGAGGAGAAGCAAUUUGCCAGUGACGAGGAGAAAGGAAAAAUUCGCAAACUCUGGCCCGCAGGCCACGACGCUGCUGUGAAGCGACUCACCCACUUCCUCGACGAGAAGAUUGUCGACUAUGCGGCAACACGAUCUAGCCCCGCAAAGAACUCCACGUCUCGACUCUCUGCAUACUUCAGCGCUGGCGUCCUCUCCGUUCGCGAAGCCCUCAGUGCAGUAAGCAAACGGAAUGACAGUUCCACUGAUUUCUCAAAGGAAGGCUGCGAUCCCGGCAUGUCUAGCUGGGUCCGCGAGAUCGUCUUCCGGGAGCUGUACCGACAAACUCUUCUCCAAACCCCUCAUACAUCGAUGAAUCUACCACAGAACUUGAAAUUCGACUUUGUGGAGUGGGAGGAGGAUGAGGAAGGGUAUAAACGCUGGGAAGAGGGCACACUGGGCGUCCCCUUCGUGGAUGCUGGUAUGCGGCAAAUCAAACACGAGGCCUAUAUGCACAACCGCUUACGCAUGAAUGUCUCGAGCUACUUAUACUGCAACCUGCUCAUCGACUACAGACGAGGAGAGCGAUACUUCGCGGAGAAACUGAUCGAUUGGGAUCUGAGCAACAAUACGCAAGGCUGGGAACCCAGCUACACGGUGUUCAACCCUGUGAGCCAGGCCGAGAAGAAUGAUCCUGAGGGCGAGUACAUUCGCAAGUGGAUCCCAGAGUUGAAGGGUGUGAAAGGGAAAGCGAUCUUUGAUCCAUACCAUCGGUUGGACCCACAGGAGUUUGAGAAACUAGGCUAUCCCAAGCCAUAUGUCGACUGGCACAAAACGAAGCAGCGGGCGAUCGAAAGGUUCAAGUCGAACAUGAAGAAUGCUGAUCCUUGA
Molecule: messenger RNA, 1626 nt
Organism: Cladophialophora psammophila CBS 110553
Lineage: Eukaryota; Fungi; Ascomycota; Eurotiomycetes; Chaetothyriales; Herpotrichiellaceae
Exons: 1
Coding region: 1-1626 (541 amino acids)
Biological process (GO): entrainment of circadian clock by photoperiod; circadian regulation of gene expression
Cellular component (GO): nucleus; cytoplasm
Molecular function (GO): FAD binding; DNA binding
Source: RefSeq, a predicted model, not a curated record